Andrographis paniculata is the source of this 1732-nucleotide messenger RNA. RefSeq names its product heat stress transcription factor B-2b-like. Gene Ontology annotation, biological process: regulation of transcription by RNA polymerase II. The coding region runs from base 530 to 1432 and encodes 300 amino acids. Gene Ontology annotation, molecular function: DNA-binding transcription factor activity; RNA polymerase II cis-regulatory region sequence-specific DNA binding. The transcript has 3 exons. Lineage: Eukaryota; Viridiplantae; Streptophyta; Magnoliopsida; Lamiales; Acanthaceae. The record is from RefSeq and is a predicted model, not a curated record. Gene Ontology annotation, cellular component: nucleus.
UUUCUGUAUUUCUAAAUAUCGCCCUCACAUUCUCUCCGCGGAGAACCUUCUAGAAAGACAACGCCUCUCCACCGCCAUCACUCUGCACCUAACGUUCGCGUCCUCCUCGGUUGAUCGUCUCGUUGAUUGAUCUGACAAACUGGUGGACAUCAGAGGGGUUGGAUCGGCAGGAGUCGAAGAUUUUUCGUCGAGUUGUUGUUUUUGCACAUCGCUGCAUCUCAAAUGCCUGUAUAAUGUUAAAGGUUAUUUGAGAAUUUUUUUGGAGCGCCAUUGUUAGAAUACAGGCACCAGGCUUUGUCGUGUUUCUUAGAUUGUACGCACGUUUGUGUGGGUUUUUGCCUGAUUUAAUUACUUGUUCUUUAUUGGCUUUUUGUCGGUUUAAUGCGAUUGUAUUAUCGAGAGUGUUGAUCGUGUCGAGAAUGGUUUUGAGAUAUUGUUCUGAUCUUGUGAUUUGCAGUACCGCAUUCGAGUUUUAGUUUUACCUCAUUAAUUAGGGUUGGAAGCAGCGGCAUAUUUGUUUUUAUGUGAUAUGAGCGGUGAAGGCACGGCGGCCAGCGGCGGCGGGAGUAGCGGAGGAGGUGAAUCACAGAGGUCAAUUCCGACGCCGUUUUUGACGAAAACUUAUCAGCUAGUGGACGAUCCUUCCGUCGAUGAUUUAAUCUCGUGGAAUGAAGAUGGAACGACGUUCAUCGUCUGGCGACCAGCCGAAUUUGCCCGAGAUUUGUUACCUAAAUAUUUCAAGCACAACAAUUUUUCCAGUUUUGUACGCCAGCUUAAUACUUAUGGAUUUCGAAAAAUAGUUCCAGAUAGGUGGGAAUUCGCGAACGAUUACUUCAGAAGAGGCGCAAAGUCGUUACUCAGAGACAUCCAACGGCGGAAAAUCCAUAGUACCACCGUGACAUCGUCGCCUGCCGCCGCCGUAGUGACGGUAGCUGUGCCACCGGCGUCUGCCGCACAAAUAUCUCCAACAAAUUCCGGCGAGGAACAAGUCCUAUCAUCGAACUCAUCCCAGGCAGGCACUGCAGCAACCACCACUCAACCAUCGCUGCGGCCUUGCGCAUCAAAUUCAGAAUUAUUAGAAGAGAACGACAGGCUAAGAAGAGAGAACUCGCAGAUGAGCCAGGAACUGUUCCAGCUGAGGAAUCUGUGCAAAAACAUAUGCAAUGUUCUGUCUAGCUAUGCUGCAAAUCGAGGCGAAACGAAGCUGACGGAUGGGAUCGGGAUAGCAUUCAUGCCGGAGACCCCUACCACGGCGGACGGCGGCGGAAAGUCUGUUGAGGAAGAGCAGACAUGCCCUAGAAUAUUCGGCGUAUCGAUCGGCGGCAAGCGCUUGAAGAGGGGCGAUGACCGGCUGCCGCCGGGGGGUCUGGAGAUCAAAUCAGAGCCGUUGGAUCUUGUGUGCCGUAAGAAUCAUGACCCUCCAACUGCAUGAUGUGAUAAUUUAUUAAUUUUGAAGGGGUAUAAUAGGAAUAGGAUGGAUAUAUGAGGAAUGUAUUUAUUUAAUAUGUCCAGUAGAGUUGUUUUUGUGGGGUCAAUCAAUUAAGCGACGCGUUCAAUGUAUUUUGUUUGUCACUAAUUAUCUGCACUAUUAAUUAUAUAAUACGCGAUUAAAAAAGCAAAUUAAAAAAAAUAAAACUGUGUUCUAAAUUAAAGAAAUCGAACUUUAUAUAAUUAUAUAUAUUUGUUUAGCUGGUAUAGAAUGGGAACCAAAUUGUUUUUGAUGUGGGCCUUG